GAAACUGUGCGUUAGUUAGUUGGCUUAACUAAAUAUGGAUUGGCAGCGUUCCACUGCGGGCGCUGGGCAGCUGCUGCUUAGCUGCUGUUUGCUCAUCUCAUUCACAUUGACGCAUACCUGGAGCCUGGCUGCAAUUGCCACACCUGCCGCUGCACCUGCACCUGCCACCACCUCGUCUUUGGCUUGGUCGCCAGUUGUGGCAGCUAAGCCAAUUGCUCGACAACUAAAUCAAAUCUCACCAUAUUUGGAUCUGGCUCUCUGUCCCAUACGUGAUGAACCUUGGACGUGUGCUCGCCAACGAUCGGCCAGAAUUUUGGAUGUGUGGGAUGCCGAGUUGUCGGUGCAAUGGCAAAAGUUGAAAGUGGAAGCCGAUCGACAGCUGAACGCAACGCUCGAGAGACGUGGCUACAGCGCCUCCGAGCUGCCCAUAAGUGAGAAGCCGUCGACGUUGCUGAAGAAAAUCGAAAUUGGCACGAAAUACAUGAAGGAGUAUCUCGCCGAAACGAUGGACGGUUUCCUUGGCCGUGAAUAUGAAUAUCUGCAGGCACCGAAAGCGGCAUCCAGCGAUAGUGAAAACGCUGACUAUGACGAUGAGACGGACGCCGAAGCUGAUGCUGAUGCUGAAGGUGAAGGUGAAGGGGAUGCUGCCGACAGUGCGGAUACCGGCGAGGAAGAGGAUGAGGCGGAUGGAUCUGAUGGUGAACAGGAAACCAGCGAUGCCGAGGAGGAUGAAGCGGAAGAUGAGCCCGACAAUGAAAGUGUUCCAAUUGUGAAGAAGCCCGCCGCCAAUGUCGAAGUUCCCAAUGCAAAUGGAAAUGUCGAUGAAGACGUGAAAAACUCGGUGCUUAGCGCAGAUGGCGAUGGCACUUCAGGUGGCGUAGAGUUCAUAGAACUCGAGGAUGGCGCAGAGGAUGCGACGGGUGCGGUGAAAAAGCCCGGCGGCGGUAAGCGCAAGAAGAUGAAGAACAAGCGGAAGAACAAGAAGAAGGGACAGCAACAACAACCAGCCACACUGGUCGUGGUGCAGGCGGCGCCAGAGCAUCAUGAUGUGGACUUCGGGCACGAAAGCGAUUCACCGAUUGUCAGUCAUGGUCAUGGAGGAAAUGAAGGUGGUGCGAAGCCGUUUAAGAGGAAGCAGAAGCGUGGCAAGCGCAAGAAGAAGGGUCAACAAGGUUCGACGGUGCUGGUGCAAGAUCACGAGUCAAGCGAUCCCCUUGGUCUGGAGCUGCUGGAAGAGUUGGUUGACAGCGGAGUUGGCAUCGGCGGUGGAAAGCGCAAGCAUAAAUUCUCAACAAAUUAUGGUAGAAGUAACGGAGUUACACGCGGUAAGAAGAAGAAGAAGAGGAAGGCACUCGCUAAGCUGGCGCUGAUUGGUACUCUGCUGAAGGCCAAAAUCGAGUUGCUGCUGAAGAUAUUGGGCGCUCACUUGCAGAUCAAGUUCUUUGCCAUUGCGCUGAUCGGACUGCUCAUCAAUAUUGCUCGCUUCUGGAUCGAUGUCAAGCGUGGCGGCACACCGUCCAAGGUUGUCUAUGUCGAACAUGCUCAUCAUCAGCACCAUUACGAGGACCAUGGCGAUGAUUGGGGCGGUGAGGGUAGCUACUGGAAGCGUUCGCUGCAAACGGAUCCCUCCAUCGAGGACGUGGACUCCUCCACGGACAGCUAUCAGCUGAGAACACAGCCACAACAGCAACAGGCCCAAGAUGCCCACUAUCUGGCAUAUCGCAAUCAAUAUCAGUGGCAGUGAGUGCGCCCCAUGGGAACAUUCAGCAUUACAUAUUUAUCUUUAAUGUUUAACCUAACCUAACCUAAUAUUUAUUUCGAUAUCGUAAUAUGACGCUGAUUAUUAAAUAAUCCCCAUAUAGUCCUAGUUAUUCGAAAUUAAUUUUAGCACAAAUGCCAGUAAAACAAUUUUAGCUAUAACCCCGCCUUAGUAGAAAUUUAUCUUGAUUUAUAUGUAGUGCAAUAAUCCCAAGUUGAUAACUUUAUCAAUUUUUUUUUCAACAUAGAACAAAUUAAUUGUAGCAUUAAGUAAUUUAUUCGUUUUAUUUAUUGUACUCGUAUGUUAUUUAUUAUGAACCAUAUUAAAUUCUUCAAGAACUGUAAA
This is a messenger RNA of Drosophila nasuta, 2104 nucleotides long. RefSeq lists its product as uncharacterized. The transcript is spliced from 6 exons. NCBI's taxonomy places the organism in Eukaryota, Metazoa, Arthropoda, Insecta, Diptera, Drosophilidae. The coding region runs from base 35 to 1744 and encodes 569 amino acids. The record is from RefSeq and is a predicted model, not a curated record.